GAAAGCUUGGAGACUAAAAAAUUAAAAUAUUUACAUUGUGAUUGUGCCUACUUUUAGUACAACUAGAGACAAGGUAACUUCAUUAGUUUUUCAAUUUAUUAGGGAGUAUUAAGAUCAUCAAGCUAUGCAAAAACAAGCUCAUAAUUAAACUCGACUAGAAAAAAAAUAAGAAUAACUUAAAUUCGAGUUAAGCAUUUCACGAGUCUAAAAUCUAAAUACACUUGAAUAUUUCACACUAAGCAAGCUCUUUACAUAAAAAAGAUGACACUUCAUCCGUGAGGGUCUCGGAACCGACCAGGCGUAUGAUUAUCUAAGUGAAUGUAGUUGAGUUUUGAUCAUACACGUGCAAGAGAAUGUGCUUCCACUCCAAAUUCUUGCUUGGAGCUGAUCACGAGACUUCUCCCUUGUUAUAAGCCUCGUAAGGAGGCUCUUUACAUAAUUAGACAUUUAGACCACCAACCUUAUAAAUCUUCUGUCGUUAUCUGUAGCUUCAGCUUCAAGUUAUUGCUCACCUCCUCCAAAACCAACAUGCAGUACUACGGUAGUACAUACGUGAUUUGUUAUUGCUCAAUUACUGAGAAUAACAACAAUGAUGUCCAGAAAGGCAACUCUGUGCUUUGAAUCAUCACCACCACCACCACAAAAUUCUGAUUAGCAUUCCCAGAAAAGAAUUUCCAAUAACAUGUUUGGUUUUGGAAGCUUUUGCACCAGAAAGCAGUCUCCUACUAGCAGAAAGAAUAUCCACCGAGAUGUUGAAGAUCAAGAAGAAAAGUUUCAAUACGCAAGUACCCUUUGCUGGUCUUCAUAUUACAGCGUUUUCGUUGUUCGUCUGGCUAUCAUGGUGAUGUUAGCAAUAUUGAUUGGAUUGUUGACCUUACUGACAUGGCAUUUUACCAGAGUAUACACAAAAAGAUCACUCAACACUCUGGCAUUCGGUCUUCGCCAUGAGCUUCUCCAGAGGCCCAUCCUAAGAAUGUGGAGCAUCCUUAAUUCCACGGUCGAAAUUGCAACUGCUCAGGUUAAGAUGUCGGAGUUUGUUUUCCGGCGUUAUAGCAGCGUCGCCGUAACCCAACCCCAGCAACUCGAGCUGUACGCAGCCAUGAGGGAAGUGACUUGGGCCCUCUUUGCUAGCCGGAAGGCUCUCAGUUCCAUCACAAUCAACUACAGAAACGGCUUCGUCCAGGCAUUUCACAGGGACCACCGGAGCAACGGCACCUUCUACAUAUUCUCCGAUCUCGCCAACUACUCAAUAAGCGGGACCUACGAUGACGCAAGCGCGUCGCCGUCGUCGCGGCAGGGGUGGGACGACCGGUCAAUCCGCAGCAACACGUCAGCGGUCUGGUACAGGGAGCCGCUGGAUCCCGUGACCGGCGUCGGAAUAGGGAGGCAGGGGCAGAUCCCGCCGGACGAGCUGAUCAACAUCGCCGGGAUCUCUCAGGUUCCCGACGGUGCCGCCACGUGGCACGUCGCCGUCAGCAAGUACUCCGAAUCCCCCCUUCUCUCCGCCGCGCUACCCGUCUGGAGUCCGUCGAACGAAAGCAUAGUCGCCGUCGUGGGGGUCACGACGGCUCUGUACAGCGUCGGCCAAUUGAUGAGAGAAAUCGUUGAGUUCCAUAGUGGGCAUAUAUAUCUGACCUCACAAGAGGGAUGGUUAAUUGCUACUUCCACAAAUACCCCUCUCUGGGUGAACUCAUCAACCAGGCCAAAGCUGAUCAUGGCUGUAGAGUCAGAGGACCCAGUGAUACAAGCUGGGGCCCAUUGCUUGCAGAAAGAGUAUGGCAACAAUAUCCCACCUGGUCAAGAAGUCCAUAUUGACAAUGCAAAGCUUGGGAAUCAACCUUACUACAUUGACUCUUUUUUCCUCAACUUAAAGAGACUUCCCAUGGUGGGAGUUAUACUAAUUCCAAGGAAAUAUAUAAUGGGGAAGAUUGAUGAGAGGGCAUUCAAAACUUUGGUGAUACUGAUAUCUGCAUCUGUAUGCAUUCUGAUCACCGGAUGUGUGUGCAUCUUCAUAUUGACCAACGGUGUUUCGAAGGAGAUGAAACUAAGGGCAGAGUUGAUAUCCCACUUGGAUGCAAGAAGGAAGGCAGAGGCAUCAAGCAACUACAAAAGCCAGUUUUUAGCAAACAUGAGUCAUGAAUUACGAACACCCAUGGCUGCAGUAAUUGGCUUGCUGGACAUUCUUAUAUGCGACGAUUGCCUCACGAAUGAGCAAUAUUCCACUGUCACUCAGAUACGCAAAUGUUCAACUGCUUUACUUAGGCUACUCAACAACAUUUUGGAUCUCAGUAAGGUAGAAUCUGGAAAGUUGGUUCUAGAAGAGAGUGAGUUUGAUUUGAGUCGAGAACUGGAAGGUCUUGUAGAUAUGUUCUCUGUCCAAUGCAUCAACCACAAUGUGGAAACUGUUUUAGAUCUCUCAGAUGAUAUGCCAAAAUUAGUUAAAGGAGAUUCCGGCAGAGUUGUUCAAAUAUUUGCAAACCUGCUAAGCAACUCGUUGAAGUUCACGACAUCUGGCCAUAUUGUUCUUCGAGGAUGGUGUGAAAAUCCAAAUAGUGUCACAAGUUGGAGGAAGUUUUCUGUCAACCUGAAGGAAUCUUGGUCCACUCCUAAAAUAAAGUUGAACCACCACAGUGGUCAUGCUAGAAAACCUUCCCAGAAAGAUAAUAGCAAAAUGGUCUUUUGGUUUGAAGUUGAUGACACUGGUUGUGGAAUUGAUCCCAGCAAAUGGGAAUCUGUGUUUGAAAGCUUCGAGCAGGCUGAUCCCUCCACUACAAGAUUGCAUGGUGGAACUGGUCUUGGCUUGUGCAUAGUGCGUUCCUUGGUGAACAAAAUGGGUGGUGAGAUCAAAGUUGUGAAUAAAAGUGGAGGAGGCACUCUCAUGCAGCUUUGCCUCCUGCUAGACACUCCUAUAGAUGGCACAGGACAAUAUUGCCAUUUGAAUCUGAGAGAGCAGAAAAUGACUGUGUUACUUGCACUAAAUGGUGCAAUAGGAAGGGUAAUAGUAUCCCAGUGGUUAGAGAAGAGGGGAGUCCAAACUUUUGAAACAUCUAACUGGAAUGAAUUGACACAAAUGCUUCAGGGGCUUUCUAAAACCAAGACCAGCUUAGCAUGCGGCUCGGGAUUUGAGUGCCUGGCAGCUGAUGAAGGAAAUAACUCACUUUUUGCCAUAGUUAUUGAUAUCGGCCUGCUUGACCUGACCACAAACAUAUGGAAGGACCAGCUUGGUUUUCUUGAGAAAUACAGUGGGAAAGCAAAGUUUGCAUGGAUUCUUUACCACGAUACUUCCAGUACAAUCAAAUCUGAGCUUCAUAGAAGAGGGCACCUUUUGAUGGUAAACAGACCGCUAUACAAGGGGAAGAUGGUUCAGAUUUUGGAAGCCAUAAUGAAAGACAAGAAACCUGAACUGCAAUCUUACAUCACCAACCCAGAUGAAUUUCAUAAAUCAAAAAGUGGGAACGGUAAAACUCUCACAGAGACGAAUUUUGAAGACAGUAGAUUAGUAGAGUUAAGCAACAUUAGCUCGAGAAAGGAAACAAAUCAGCAAAAACCUCUGGAGGGCCUAAGAAUACUACUUGCUGAAGACACGCCAGUGCUUCAGAAAGUUGCCACCGUAAUGCUGGAAAAACUGGGAGCAAAGGUUGUGGUUGCAGGGGAUGGGCAGCAAGCAGUGGAUGCUCUCAAGUCAGUGGUAAACUCAAAAGAUUGCAGACCCGAGGAAGGAUCACGUUCCCCUGGUUUUGACUUGAUUUUGAUGGAUUGUCAAAUGCCAAAGAUGGAUGGGUAUGAAGCAACAAAAGCUAUUAGAAGAUCAGAGUUGGGGAAAACUGCACACAUACCUAUAGUGGCAGUGACCGCCCAUGCCAUGUCAUCAGAUGAAGCAAAAUGUUUGGAGGUGGGAAUGGAUGCUUAUUUAACUAAACCCAUUGACAGCAAGCUCAUGGUUUCCACCAUCCUCUCCUUAACCAAGAAGAGUUAAUAUAUGGUUCAUGUUAGUCGAGUUAGAUUAUGAUGGAUGCUUGGGGUUCAUUCUUAAUAAUAAAUAGAGGAGUUCAAAACAGCUAUGGGUAAUAAGCUAGAAAUCAAAACAUUACGAAAAUGAGCGUGUAAUGUUUCAUGUUUGGAAUACUGUCCUUGUAGUUAAAUUUAUAUAAUCUACUUGUGUAAUUCAACGUUUCGUUGUGGUGAAGUUGAUAUGUUGCAUCAUAAUAAAAGUUCAAACUUACGGGCAU
This is a messenger RNA of Cuscuta europaea, 4229 nucleotides long. The record is from the annotation of a GenBank genome assembly. Lineage: Eukaryota; Viridiplantae; Streptophyta; Magnoliopsida; Solanales; Convolvulaceae.